CGCACGACAUGGUCGCCCGUGCCCUCCUAGAGUCCCGCGCCGUUGUCGCCGCCGAAGCCCCAAGGCAUGGAGAAGUCAAGUAGCGAGGAAUCGGCCAUCCACCGCAGUCCGUCCCUGGACAGCCACGACUCGGAGUUUGCGCGCGCCUCUGCCGCCACCGGGGGCCGGCGCUUCGGGGGCCGCGGUUUCACCGCCGGCGCUUUCUACGGCUCCACGGGGCCCCGCGCUUCUUCGGGGGCCGCUAACGCUAACGCUAACGCCGCCGCGGCGGCCACCACCGCUCAGGCCCCGGCCGAGUGCGCCAACCCGGGGGGCAUCACCGCCGCCGGGCCCGCCGUGGCCGGAGACAAGAGUGGCGAGAACAAGUACAAGGCGCCCAAGGGGAGCAAGUACGUGGUGUUUUACCUGGACCUGUCCUUUGUGUUCCUCCUAGAGUUCAAGAAGUGCAACAUGGCGCGCGGGUGCCUCUGCUGUCUCAAGUACAUGAUGUUCCUCUUCAAUCUCAUCUUCUGGUUGUGCGGUUGUGGUCUGCUGGGCGUGGGCAUCUGGCUCUCGGUGUCCCAGGGCAGCUUUGCCACCUUCUCGCCCUCCUUCCCUUCCCUCUCCGCCGCCAACCUGGUCAUCGCCAUCGGGGCCAUCGUCAUGGUGACCGGCUUCCUCGGCUGCCUGGGUGCCAUCAAGGAAAACAAGUGCCUGCUUCUGAGCUUCUUUAUUGUCUUGCUGGUCAUCCUGCUGGCAGAGCUCAUAUUGCUCACCCUGUUCUUCGUAUACUCUGAUAAGGUCAGUGAGAACGCUAAGCAGGAUCUGAAAGACGGCCUCGCGCUCUACAACACAAACAACAACAUCGGCCUGAGGAAUGCCUGGAACAUCAUCCAAGCAGAGUGGAAGUGUUGUGGAGUGACUGGCUACACAGACUGGCACGAGGCCCUGAAGGAGAAGGUGGUACCCGACCGCUGCUGCCAAGAGCAUUACCAGGAGUGUGGGCGCAACUCCACCAACAUGUUCUGGAACCGGGGGUGCUAUGAAAAAGUGGAGGAGUGGCUUGAUGACAACAAGAACCUGCUGUGGAUGAUCGCCAUGGUUAUCCUGGUCGUACAGCUCCUGGGCAUGGCGUUCUCCAUGACGCUGUUCCACCAGAUCCAUCGGACUGGGAAGAAGUACGAAGCCUAACGGCAUCCACACCCUCCACAUCCAAUCAGCCCUCCAGCCCUUGAACCCCAACCACCCACCC
This is a messenger RNA of Sardina pilchardus (European sardine), 1231 nucleotides long. RefSeq names its product tetraspanin 9a (gene tspan9a). Bases 67 to 1170 code for a protein of 367 amino acids. The transcript is spliced from 7 exons. The record is from RefSeq and is a predicted model, not a curated record. NCBI's taxonomy places the organism in Eukaryota, Metazoa, Chordata, Actinopteri, Clupeiformes, Clupeidae. Gene Ontology annotation, cellular component: plasma membrane.